Messenger RNA from Planococcus citri (citrus mealybug), 4040 nucleotides. Its product is annotated as sushi, von Willebrand factor type A, EGF and pentraxin domain-containing protein 1. NCBI's taxonomy places the organism in Eukaryota, Metazoa, Arthropoda, Insecta, Hemiptera, Pseudococcidae. Bases 777 to 2930 code for a protein of 717 amino acids. The transcript is spliced from 14 exons. The record is from RefSeq and is a predicted model, not a curated record.
UGUUUUCAGUUUUUUUUUUAUUCGCACGUAUCGUGCUGAAUACGCAAUGUGGGCAUUUAGGCGUGCCGGAAUGACCCCGGUUGCUCGCACUAUGAUUCAGGCGAAAUUAUUGAAAACAACUGGAUGGUCUUGUACCACGUACAUAUGCGGUUUAGGCAGCUUUAUGACUGAUUUGUACGAUGGCGAGAUCGGAACUGGGUUUUUGAGUGGUUUUAGUAUCAGUAUAACCUCAUAGCUGAGGUUUAAUUUAACCGAGCCUUGAAUCACUGGAAUAUCGAGACCAACACGAUGGAGAAUUAUGGAGGAAAACGAGCAGGACAAAAACCAAUUGAACAUUGAUGAGGAAAUGGAAUUUUCCCACCGGAUACGAGCUUCUGUGGAAUUCAACGAUACCCGAAGCAGUCGAAAUCAAUGAAAUGAUUUUUCCACGUCGAGAUUCACAAGGAUGAAAACAACUUCCAAGAUCUACUCGACAUUCUAGCAAAUCGAAAGAAAUAAAAAUUUUUAUUGAAAUGGUCCAUUCAUCGCGAAAAGGUGGAAUCGUGCAUCGAUAAUAUUCAGAUUUAUCGGAAGUAUGCAGAUUUCCCGGAUCACCUGCCCACUCGACGGUGUACUUUUCCAACGAAACGUUCACCGUCGGUACAGUGGCCACUUACCAAUGUGAAAGAGGAUUCGAAUUGCUGGGUCCAUCGCGAAGAGUCUGCGACAAAUCCGGCCAAUGGAUCCCGGAAGGAAUACCAUUCUGUGUUCUCAACGUAGCUGCCGGAAAAGCCCCGAUGCAAAUCAGUUCGGAGCCUGGAGGCAUCCCUCAAAAAGCCAUCGAUGGAAGCACGAGCUCGUUCUUCAAUCCCGAAACGUGCACUUUAACCAAACCAGAAAGAUUACCCUGGUGGUACGUGAAUCUUCUGGAACCCUACAUGGUGCAACUGGUUCGAUUGGAUUUUGGAAAAUCGUGUUGUGGUAAAAAUAAACCGGCCACUAUUGUUGUGCGAGUCGGAAAUAAUAGACCGGAUUUGGGGACGAAUCCAAUAUGCAACAGAUUCACCGGAUUUUUAGAAGAAGGAAAACCCCUCUUCCUACCCUGCAAUCCUCCUAUGCCGGGAGCAUUUGUCAGCGUGCAUUUAGAAAGCGCCUCAAAUCAGAAUCAACUAUCGAUAUGUGAAACUUUCGUCUAUACUGAUCAAGCUUUACCCAUCGAACGUUGUCCACAAUUCAGGGACCAACCCCCCGGCAGCACGGCCACGUACAAUGGUAAAUGCUACAUCUUCUACAAUCGUCAACCGUUGAAUUUACGAGACGCGAAGACAUUCUGUGAAAGUCGAGGAGGGAGCUUGGUAACUGAAAGUAAUCCAGCUCUGCAAGGUUUUAUCAGUUGGGAACUUUGGAGAAGACACAGAAGCGACACCAACAGUCAGUAUUGGAUGGGUGCUGUACGAGACCCUCAAGAUCGUACUAAUUGGAAAUGGAUCAACGGCAACGACGUCACAGUAUCGUUUUGGAAUCUGCCCGGAGGCAACGAGAACUGCGCCAGAUACGACGGAUCAAAAGGAUGGCUGUGGUCGGACACCAAUUGCAAUGCUCAAAUUAAUUUCAUCUGUCAACACCAACCCAAAGCUUGCGGCAGACCGGAGCAACCACCUAAUUCGACAAUGACCGUAGAGAACUUCAACGUAGGUGCCAUAAUCGAAUACAAUUGCGACGAAGGACAUCUCCUCGUAGGUCCAACCACUCGUAUUUGCCUACCUACCGGUUUCUACAACGAAUUCCCACCAGUGUGUAAAAGAGUCCAAUGCGGAUACCCGGCGGAGAUCCCGAAUGGCGAUUACCGAUUGGUCAACGGAACUGUAAAUUAUCUAAGUCAGGUUGUCUAUACGUGUAACGAAGGCUUUCAAUUACAAGGCAGAGCCGAAUUAACAUGUGAUUUAGAUGAAAGGUGGGAUGGACCGCCGCCCAAAUGUGUUGCUGCUAAAUGCCCCGAACCUGCGGAAAUCGAAAAUGGUGAUGUGUUCGUAUUGAGUAAUUCGACCGAUAUCGGUGCCAUAGUCGAGUACGCUUGUACCUCUCGUAAAUACAAAUUAGUCGGAGCCAAACAACUAAGAUGCUUACCUGGUGGCAUUUAUGAUAAUAAUCCUCCAGCUUGUAAAGAAGACAUCAGAACGACUCUGAAGCCGAUCGAAACUAGGCCACCGUUCACGACGACCGUUUCGGCGAAAACACCGACGCGCGAGAAGCCUCGUCCAUUCUCGACGAAAACAUCGCCGUCACCCAUACUCAAAACUAGUCCAAUUUAUAACGAUGAAAAUGGCAAGACGACGGAGAACACGAAAUUACCGCCGCCAUAUGGCAUAGAUCAUACGCAUCCGUCGCUGAAUGAGAUCGCCGAUGUGAGGAAUAACAUCAAUGCUGUGAAUAUACCGUCUCAUUCGUUGGAGGAUGAUAGGAGGGAGACGUUCGGAGCUAAGCUUAAUAUUGGUGCCAUUGUAGCGUUGGGUGUUUUCGGUGCUUUCGUCUUUCUCGCAGCCGUAGUCACGACAGUCGUGUUAUUAAUCAGAAGAAACAGGAGUAGUUCAAAUACGACGAAACACUACUUACACAGGCCGUCGCCGGAUUGUAACACAAUGGAAUCGUACGAUUCGUCCAGCUCCGAGAGUCGAGGAGGACUAAACCGAUACUACAGACAAGCCUGGGAAAACCUACACCAAUCGGCGAACGGCAAAUUCCACGCUCAAGUACGUCGCAAAGAAACCCUCGAUCCGCGCCUAGAAAGUAUGCGCAGCGGUAGCGAACUAGUGGUCAGUGAUGCGGCCACCGUGUACUCGUCCAAGACGCCCGAAAAGAAGAAACACCACCAUCACCAUCAUCACCAUCCAUCGGAACGUGACUUCAGACAUCAUCAGCAUCAAAAUAAUUCCAAAAGGUCGAGGUAUUAGGAAAAGAUUCACGUGCGUGUGUAGGACCGAAAAUAAUAAAUUAAUGAUAAUUGAUUACCGGUGUUUUGUGAGGAGGUUUUCAUCCCAUCACGUUCCCCAAAGCUUUUUUCUUUCUCUUGAUUAAACACGUCGUCGUUAUUUUGACCUAGUCAAUGUGUACUCUUCUUAGUAGGUACCUAUUUAAUGUACUUAUCGUACUUACGAAAAAUAAAUAAAUAAAUAAAAAGACAAAAACGAUCAACGUGUCGCUCGCCAUCGAUUUGCAUAUCCCAUCGAAUAGGUUAAUUUUUAUUUUCUUCCCCUUUUCCCUUUUAUUUUUUUCUCAUUUUAUCGCCAAGUUUUUCACUCAUAACUGUGAGAGGUGCGUUAUAAUAAUCGAUUGAUUAGACGGUGAUAAUAUUUAGAUACCUGUUGUAUAUUUUUGUAUAUAGGAGAACGUUGUUGUAACGAAUUGAAAGACUUGAUAGACAUCCCUUGGCCUGUUUUUUUCCCUCAUCCCAUUUCCCUGUAUCUUUUUUUCUUUGUUUUAAUAUGUUCUUCUUUCCCCCCUUUUUUUGUAUACGAUUUUUUUCUCUUUUAAAUGUGGUAAAACUAGGCUGAAGCGAUGUCUUUUUUGUUAGUUUGUAAAUAUUAUUAUUAUUUAUUAAUGUUUUGCUAUCUUUUCUUUUUUCUCUUUUUACCAUUAUGUUCAAAUAUUAGUAUAUUAUAAUUUAUUAAUAUUUUAUUUAUAUGUAUGUACCUUAAGUAGGUCGCGUAUUAAUUUACGAAUUUUUUUUUUCGAUUUCGAAACCACUGAUAAUAUCGCAAUUUUUUUUCUUUGUUCUUUUAAUUUUUUUUUUUUAUUAACGACCAUGUGCAUUUAAUUGUGUAUUCUCUGUUUUACUUUCUUCUUCUACUAUUUUUUUUUAUAUCGAAGCUCGAGAAUGUUGCUUUGAAUGCUGUGAGCUUUUUCUUUCUUUCUUUUUUUUUCUUUUUUUUAAAUAAUAGUUUAUUCGUUAUGUGUAGCCAAAUUUUUAUAAUGCUAGCGAUAUAUUGGCUGAUAAAUGGACAUUAUUUAUGUUAUUUUUAAUUUUUAAGAGAAUUCAAUAAAGGCCAUCGUUUUCGUUUUCA